Molecule: messenger RNA, 672 nt
Organism: Brassica rapa (field mustard)
Lineage: Eukaryota; Viridiplantae; Streptophyta; Magnoliopsida; Brassicales; Brassicaceae
Product: auxin-responsive protein SAUR21
Biological process (GO): response to auxin
Source: RefSeq, a predicted model, not a curated record
GCAUUAAUGCCUCUUUUCUGUAGUUCUUAAGACAGAACCAUGUGAUCUGCUCUGGUCUGUCCCACGAUCCAAGUCCACAAGUUUCAAAGUUUUUUUUCUAUGAGAUUUCAACUCAUUCAUUGAUCUAUCUAUAUAUACACAUGAGCCAUUCAUUCUAUCAUCAACCAAAAACAAGCAAUCAAGUAACCUUAAUCAUUUCAUACAUCUUCAAAAGAACUCAAGCGUUCAGCAACAAAAAAAAAACAAAUGGCUUUUGUGAGAAGUCUAUUGGGCGCAAAGAAGAUUCUUGGCCGCUCUGUAACAGCAACAGCUUCUACAAGCAAAAGAGCAACAUCGGCGGCACCAAAAGGGUUUCUUGCGGUGUACGUAGGAGAGAGCCAGAAGAAGAGAUAUGUGGUGCCAGUCUCAUACUUGAGCCAGCCCUCAUUUCAAGCUCUUCUCAGCAAAUCAGAAGAAGAGUUUGGGUUUGAUCAUCCAAUGGGUGGCUUAACUAUUCCUUGUCCUGAAGAUAUUUUCAUCAAUGUGACUUCUCGGCUUCAGUGAUGAUUAUCCAACAUACUGUUCGUCUAGUUAGAGAUAGAUUCUUUGUAAAUAGAGGAUUUUUUUCUCUUCUUCUUGAAAGAGUUGUUCUAUAUUUUUUAAGUGAAUACCAUUCAAUUUUUUAAAAACUCA